GUCGUCAGUUUCGACUGCAGCAGAUUUCUGUCUCCAGCAGUCUAAGUCCAACUCACUUCUUGAACAUGUGUACAAUAAGGCCAAUCUGAGGCUGUCACGUUGAGGCUUUUGUGCUUUCUCUUUUGUUCCGUCAACUCGGUCUUUGCAACGCUUUUAUUUUCAUAAUGAAAUGUUUUUUCGCGACACCCCUUUUUUUCAAAGGCAGUCAAAUCAAUUCUGUACAAGCUCGGAACCGGUGCAUAGUACAACCUAUAACACUUAGUCGACUUAAUCAAUGCAUUCGGUUCAACUCCACCUUGUCGACACAAGAGAAUAAAGAAGAUGAUCGAAUACGCUUGUCUAAGUUGUGGGUACCAACUGGAGGUAUUGCGGUAGCUUUGAAUGAGGACUCCCAUUCCAAGCUUAUUCGGGCGGGCUUUUUGCGUCAGGCUCACUCUGGCAUCUUUCAUAUGCUUCCUCUAGGUCGUAAAGUACAAGACAAAUUAGAAGCACUGAUAGACAAGUACAUGUCUCAACUAGGUGCGUCGAAAUUGGCUCUGUCCUCGAUAUCAUCCGAGGAACUAUGGGCGAGAAGUGGGCGCUUGAAUUCCGUUGGUGCCGAGCUUUUCCGGUUUCAGGACAGAAGGGAUGCUAGAUACAUCCUGUCUCCAACUCAUGAGGAGGAGAUCACCUCUCUGGUUGCAAGUACAGUGUCGUCCUACAAGGAUCUGCCCGCUCGACUAUAUCAGAUAUCACGCAAAUAUCGGGAUGAAUUACGUCCCAGACACGGUCUACUUCGGACACGAGAAUUCGUUAUGAAGGACCUUUACACGUUCGACUAUACCUCAUCUCUUGCUCUUGCAACGUAUCAUCAAGUCAGAGCAGCUUAUGCUCGUCUGUUCGACGAAAUUAAGCUGCCAUACCUCGUUGCAGAAGCCGACUCUGGUGACAUGGGAGGGAACUUGAGUCACGAAUUUCACUUUCCUACUUCGAAAGGUGAAGAUCAUGUCAUCAGCUGCACCUCUUGUGACUAUGUGGCCAACGAGGAGCUAGCAGAGUCCGCAAAUCCCCAGAGUAUAUCUGCCAGGAACGGUAUUCCAGAAGCCGACGGAGUCUCAGGACUCCUCCAGGACGACGUACAUGUAUGGCGUGGUACUUCUCGAGAUAGGAGUACUCUGAUCAAUGUCUGGUACGCACCAGAGCUCUCGCAGUGUUCGCCGUCUUUUGGGUCAUCUAGCGCCCCCGAGGUCAACAUGAUUGCUGUGAAGGCAUUGGUCCCAGACCUCGACACUUCUCUCCAGGACUGUUUAUCCCUAUGGACACUCCAGACUUUUCGCCCCACUACCAGUUGCGAGAAUAGCACGCCGGUGCCGCCUCCACGCAGAGUACUCAACCUAGUCGACUGCCGCUUGUCCUCUGCCAUUCGAGAAAGCAUUGUUUCGGGAAGUGCCGACUUACAAAUUCGGCCAGCUUUUUGGGAGGGGUUUAUUCCGGAUAGUGAAAUAGAGACCGUGGUUAAUGACCCGCUCACGCAGCAGCCCCUCAAUCUGUUGCGUAUCAGAGCAGGAGACUUGUGCCCGCGAUGUCCGGAUGGCAAGUUGAAAGUUGAACGGGCGAUCGAGCUUGGCCACACUUUUCAUUUAGGGACAAGGUAUAGCGACCCUUUGAGUGCCUCUGUCACAGUACCAUCCGAUUUGUUAGACGCCCAACAGUCAACCAUUGAGGAAUCUCGUGAUGGAAAUCACAAUGUACAAACACCUUUGCAGAUGGGCUGUCAUGGGAUUGGAGUAACACGCAUGAUUGGGGCUGUCGCGGAGACCCUUGCUGACGACAAAGGGCUGAAUUGGCCUCGUGCCAUGGCACCAUACGAGGUCGUCAUCGUUCCAGGAAAGGAUCUAGAAAAGGCUGCAAAUGAGGUUUAUGACGCGCUUUGCCAUCCCAUAUUCGAUGCAGGGAGCGUGCUUGAUCUCAUCAUUGACGAUCGGUCGCACUCCUUUCCUUGGAAGAUGAGAGAUGCAGAUCUAGUAGGCUAUCCAGUAAUAGUUGUCGUGGGCCGGAGGUGGAAUGCAGAGCACAUGGUUGAGAUUCAAUGUCGAAGGCUAGGAGUACGACAAGACUUGCACAUUACAGAAGCUUUGCUCUUUGUAAAAGAAUUAUUGUUAAAAUUGUAGUAUUAAGUUCGAUUUUCUAAUUUAAUUCCCGUUUUCGG
Molecule: messenger RNA, 2188 nt
Organism: Mollisia scopiformis
Lineage: Eukaryota; Fungi; Ascomycota; Leotiomycetes; Helotiales; Mollisiaceae
Product: prolyl-tRNA synthetase
Exons: 7
Coding region: 165-2150 (661 amino acids)
Biological process (GO): prolyl-tRNA aminoacylation
Cellular component (GO): mitochondrion; cytoplasm
Molecular function (GO): proline-tRNA ligase activity; ATP binding
Source: RefSeq, a predicted model, not a curated record